AACAGCGAUCUCUCCGCUCCCCAAAGCCCUCCUCUCGACGCCGACACUUCGAGUGAUUACCGCCGCAGCGAGCUACUCCACAUCCCGCAGCGUCUCGGUCCUCACGUCGGGGACACCUCGCCUUCGCCAGGAAUUCCUAGUUUUGCUUCGGGAGGGCCGGACGUCCACCCAGGAGACGGAGUUUAUCGGAGCCUCCAGCAGACCGCAUCAUAAAGUUGACCCGCUAACCACCUAGCCUAGCUAGCUAGCCAGCUAGCCAUCUAGCCCUGUGCUAACUAGCUCGCUCUGCUAUGCUUUGCUAGAAGGUGAAGCCUAAGUCGGAGUCUUUCGUGUCAGUUCAGGGGGCGUCGUGUUACCGCCGAGCAAGCAACCCGCCCUCCGGUCCCCCGUCUGCCCGUCGGAGCUCGGUACCGCCGGGAGUGGUGUUGAUAACAGCGCGGGCGCUAGCUGGUGUGUGGGCCCGUACACCCCGCUAGCUGCUAACCCCCUGCGCACUGAGCCUGGCAGCCCGCUGAAGGCCUCGCUCCCUCAGCCCCGCCGCCCCGCGGAGAGCACACAGCUUCCUUGGUGACACAGAGACUUCUCCUUGAGGAGCCAAGAAGGAGACGGCUCAUGACUUCUGAUCAGGACACGAAAGUUGUAGCUGAACCACAGGGCCAGCAAGUUCAAGAGGCAAAACACAACUCUCACCUGGACUCCGCCAAGGUUUCCGACCUGAACCCCAAUGCCAAGGCAUGGGCCAACCACAUGUUUAACCUGGACCCCAGCGGAGGAGGAGCCUGCACCCCUCCCCCGGCCUGCCCCCCAUGGAAGGACGGUAGUGACGCCACCCAGCCCGGCCCCCGAGCGCACGUGGCGGGGGACCACAAGGCCCUACAGGAGCCCGUGCUGACGGCGCCCGAUGACCCCCCCCCCGCCCCCCUGAUGCUGGCUGACCAGAGCCCCCUGGCCCCCCUCUCCCUGGAGGCCGGCCCCCAGGCCUUCCCAGAGUACCCCGAGCCGGGCCAGGACGUCCCGCAGACAGCGGGAGGGGACUCUCAGUCGGAGAACCCCCAGGAGAGUCUCAGGGAGCUGCUGAAGAAGACCCUGGAGUUCUGUCUUUCUCGGGAGAACCUAGCCAGUGACAUGUACCUCAUCUCCCAGAUGGACAGUGACCAGUACGUGCCAAUCAUCACCGUCGCCAACCUGGAUCACGUCAAGAAGCUCAGCACCGACGUGGAGCUCAUCGUGGACAUCCUGCGCUCUCUACCAUUGGUCCAGGUAGAUGAGAAGGGGGAGAAGGUUCGGCCCAAUCAGAACCGCUGCAUCGUCAUCCUCAGGGAGGUUCCAGAGAGCACUCCCAUGGAGGAGGUGGAGGCCCUGUUCAAAGGAGACCACCUCCCCAAAUUCCUGAACUGUGAGCUGGCCUACAACGACAACUGGUUCAUCACCUUCCAGUCAGAGGCCCACGCACAGCAGGCGUACCAGUACCUCAGAGAGGAGGUGAAGACCUUUCAGGGGAAACCCAUCAAGGCCAGGAUCAAGGCGAAGGCGAUCGCCAUCAACACUUUCAUGCCAAAGAACGGGUACCGGGUUCCGGCUGAGGUGAACCCCUACGCCCCUGGGGGCCAGCAGCAGCAGCAGCAGCAGCAGCAGCAGCAGCAGCAGCAGCAGCAGCAGCAGCAGCAGCAGCAGCAGCAGCAGCGCUACACCUCCUACUACAUGCCCCCGGUCUACAGCCCCCAGCAGCAGUACCCCCUCUACAGCCUCAUCACGCCCCAGGCCUGGUCCACCACACACAGCUUCAUCGACCCCCAACUGGUUACUCCGUUCCACAACACCCAGUUCAUCAACGGCUUCACGUCCCACAGCUUCAAACCGGCCACAUCCCCCCUCAACGUGAGGCACUACCCCCCCAGGAACCGGACCCACAGUAAGCCCCACCCUCGGCCCAGCCUGGCGCCGGUGGAGCGGUCCUCCGGCCUGCUGGACAGCCCCCCCCUGUUCCCCAGCUUCCCCAGCGACCGGCUGCUGAACGGGGGGGUCCGGGGCCCUGCACCCCCACGCCCCGCUCCCGGCCCCCCCCGCCCCCGCAUUCCCUCAGGCCCCGCCUUCCCCCGCCGGGACGUCGCCGGCACGGGACGGCUGGCCGAGCCCCCCCCCGCCGCCGCAACCGCCCCACCCGGGGCGGACUACUCCCUGGGCCUGGGGAGGGGAAGGAGGAAGAGGGAGGACAAGUUUACAAGGGUGGUGCCCCAGUCUCCGCCCCCCCCUCCCAAACCGUCGUCCCCCAGCUUCGAGCUUGGCCUCUCCAGCUUCCCCCCGUUGCCCGGGGCAACCGGCCAGCGCCGGCCCGACGACGCCUUCGACACGCGGCUGGCCAGCAGCGUUCUGAUUGGCUCAGCCAAGGAGCAGAGCUCUGACGCCGCCGCCCCCACGGCCCCCCCACCAGGGGGCCCCAGGGAGCCCAUCUGGACCGUCGCACCCCCGCCGCCCUCCAGCUUCCAGCCCACGGCCAGCAACUCCAGCCCGGGCGCGGGCCCUACGCCGGCCCCAGGCUCCACCCCGGGCCCCAGCCCGCCCCAGGCCCCGGCCAUCUCAGCCCCUCACCUGGAGGUGAAGGUGGAGGUGCGGCAGCAGAAGGAGGUGGAGGUGAGGCAGCAGAAGGAGGUAAAGGUGGAGGUGAAGCAGCAGCAGCAGAAGGAGGUGCACUCUGCUGUUGAAAGGGUUCCUGGCUCUCUGUCCACCGCCAGCAAGUCAGUGCAGGUCAACGGAGCCGCCACGGAGCUGAGGAAGCCGUCCUACGCUGAGAUCUGCCAGAGAAUCAGGGAGGCACCGGCGUCCCAGGCCCCGCCCCACGCGCCCAAGGACGCCCGCGCGACCUGCGGCGCCCCCGCUGGCGAGGACAGGAAGUGCGACGCGGUGCCGGCCGACGGCGGCCGGGUGGCCGAGCACCGGUCCACCAGAGAGACUUACUCCUCCUCCUCUUCCUCCUCCUCCUCCUCCUGCUCCUCCAGGCCGGGCUCCGUGGCCCUGGGCCGAGGGCCCCCCCCCCGGGAGGCCCGGCGGCCCCCCAGCCACUGGCCCUCCGCCCCCUCGCAUCCAGGGAAGACCCCAAGCAAAGACCCCCACCACACGCCUCCCAAGUCCCCACAGUGAGGGGGGUACGCCCCCGCUCUCCCCCCUAACGCCCCCGCACCCCCCUCCACCUGCUCCUUCCCUCACCUCCUCUCCCCCUCCUCACUAACGGUUAGAAAUGGAAGUCAGGUUCUCGUCUCUUCCUGCCGACCGGAGGCCGCUGGUCUGAGUCCGGAUCUCCAGACCCACACGGCCGUCAGACCAGCACGGCCACAUUACUGUGCAUGUAGAGCACCUCCUGCACCUCCUGCUCCUCCUCCUCCUCCUCCUCCUGCUCCUCUUCCUCCUCUGCCAUACAGACGUCAGGGCGCUGUGGGGUUUGCAUCCACAGUGUGAUCCCUGAACUGCCUUCUGCCGUGCUGCCGACCUGCUCCAGCACGCAGGCUUCCCAUUGGCCCGCUGUGGCCAGAUGACCUCCCGGUGGUUGUGUCCCUGAGCAGGAGGUGCAGAUGAGUGACGGGACGGCACGCGUGAGGUUGCACCGACGGGUGGGGGCUGGUGGUGUUUUUUUGUUUGGUCUUCAUAACAUAUUUGCAUUUCCAUCUCAUGACCACCACACUGACCUGCUGGUCGACAUUUGAAAGGAUUUUAUUUGUAUAUUUUGUAGAUCGCUUACUGCACUAGAUGUCGUCGCUAUUGUUUUUUCGGGUUCCUUACUAACUGCAGUUUCCGACUGUUGUCCCAACAUGGUCAAUAAUGUCCUGUACUCUUUGUGUUUCUCAGCAACGUUUAACAUUUUCCCGCCAAAAUCGGCGGCCAUUUUCUAAUUAUUUGAUUUACAUUCAAAUUUUCAUCUGAUUCGGCUUUUUCGGCAAGCUUUGCAAUGGAACAUAGCAUGCUACUAACAAUCCGAGGGUCCACCCCAAGGAUGGUCACCUGUGGGUGGUCUGCUCACAGGGUCGGUCCGUGUUGAACGGCGGUUUGUACAGAGUGGGGGGGGGGGGGGG
Gadus chalcogrammus (walleye pollock) is the source of this 4064-nucleotide messenger RNA. RefSeq names its product La ribonucleoprotein 4B (gene larp4b). The transcript has 17 exons. The record is from RefSeq and is a predicted model, not a curated record. Gene Ontology annotation, cellular component: cytosol; cytoplasmic stress granule. Lineage: Eukaryota; Metazoa; Chordata; Actinopteri; Gadiformes; Gadidae. Gene Ontology annotation, biological process: positive regulation of translation. Gene Ontology annotation, molecular function: mRNA 3'-UTR binding. The coding region runs from base 613 to 3138 and encodes 841 amino acids.